AAAUGGAGCAAAGCGAAAGAGCCGACAUCGUCGCUCUGUUUACAAAAUUAUCACGUUAUCAGUUAGGUACGUUCGGUGCUUUCUCUAUGUGACAGUAAUUCUUCUUUUCGAAAUUCUUCAUCAGUUUUUUAGCUGCCGCAGAUGACAAUGAGUUCAUAUCAAAUCUUUAGGCUUCUGCUAAGGAGCAAUUGUGGCCAACAGUUACUAAGGUCUGCUUCAGUAAUGUGCAGACAGGGAAACUCUCAUCAUUCAACUACAAUAUCAACUCAACAUGGUCUUUUACAUCUAAAGAAAGAGAUUAUAUCGAACCAGUGGAUCAGCACAACACCCUGUUUUGCAAAAGGGAAAGACAGAGGAAAAGAUAAGAAAAAAGUCAAAGGGAAACAGGUUUUCAUCGAUGAAAAUUUACUCAGUCAAUUAACAAACCUAGACAAACUUAAAACUGAUUUUCAAGAGUGCAUUGACAUGAUGAAGGAAGAUUUUAUUAAGAACCUCUCACUUAGGUCAUCAACAGGAGCAAUUGAGUCACUACCAGUGAAAGUUGAUGGUGAUGAGUACCAGGUUCAAGACCUUGCUCAAAUUAAUCGAAAAAAUCCCAAAACUAUAGUCAUGAAAAUGGAUUCAUUUCCGCAAGCAAUCCCUGCCGUACUAGAGGCUCUCACAAAGUCUGGCAUGGACUUGAAUCCACAGCAGGACGGCACUACAAUAUUUAUCCCAGUUCCUAAAGUGACGAAAGAACAUCGAGAAAUGCUGAGCAAGAAUGCUAGAACUUUGUUUAUUAAGUACAGAGAUCGCAUCAAAGAUGUUCAAAACUCUCACAUUAAAAAAAUUAGGAAUAAAGAACUUGAAGGUGGUUUCUCCGUAGACCAGAUACAUGAAGCUGUUGAAAUGGUAACAAACAUGGCUCAAACUCACAUCUCGCAGGCAGAGGCAAUGCUGUCCACUAAACAGUCUGAACUGCUAAAAAGUUAAGCAACAAUCCCACGGCUUAGCAUUCUUAAAUGAAAUUUUCAAGUAGUAAUGGUUCUGCAUAAUUAAAUUGUAAAUACUUUUACCAAAUAAUUUUAAUUUUUACCUGUUCCCUGCAAUUCCUUUUUUUGAUUCUUAAAAUCUCUCUGUUAACAGUUCUAUAAUGUAUAAUUUAUAUAUUUUCAGAAGUCUCAAAAUUAGUAGAAAACGAAA
Messenger RNA from Bemisia tabaci, 1182 nucleotides. RefSeq names its product mitochondrial ribosome recycling factor 1. Gene Ontology annotation, molecular function: ribosomal large subunit binding. Gene Ontology annotation, biological process: translation. NCBI's taxonomy places the organism in Eukaryota, Metazoa, Arthropoda, Insecta, Hemiptera, Aleyrodidae. The record is from RefSeq and is a predicted model, not a curated record. Gene Ontology annotation, cellular component: mitochondrion.